Molecule: messenger RNA, 9057 nt
Organism: Adelges cooleyi (spruce gall adelgid)
Lineage: Eukaryota; Metazoa; Arthropoda; Insecta; Hemiptera; Adelgidae
Gene: apolpp
Product: apolipophorins
Exons: 46
Coding region: 206-8872 (2888 amino acids)
Biological process (GO): lipid transport
Molecular function (GO): lipid carrier activity
Source: RefSeq, a predicted model, not a curated record
ACAUGUUCUUGUAACUCGUACAUACCGUGCUAUUUUUUACAGUUGUGUUACAGUUUAUUAAUUAUACAAAAAGGCUAUAAAUAUAAAAAUCAAACAGAGAACUUGAACAAAAACAUUAUUUUCACUGGAAAUCCUCUGAGCUCAUGCAAACUUACUCCUAAACGCCACGACUAAAUAAGUCGUCUGCUUACGUUGAAUAUUAACCAUGCGAACACUAAUCCUAACGGCCUGGCUAGCCUUAGCAUUGGGGACAACAUUAACGUUGAGCCAUCAAAUUCCGGUUAAAAAUGGAGUUAAAUGUUCUACGGCUUGUACAGGAGGGCCUACUUCAAGCACAUCUCCGCAAUUUGAACCAUAUACCGCUUAUGUCUACGACUUUGGUGGUAAAACGACAAUCGUUGCCCCAACUAGUAGCAAAGAAGGAACAUCGAAGAUUCUGAUCAAAGGAAAAGUUCAAAUCGUCAGCUUGCCGAACUGCGGGGCACUGCUUUCUUUGCAUAGCAUCGAAGUUAAAGAAGGAACUAAGGUGUACAGUGAUACGAAUUUGGAAGGAUCUCCGGUGUUAUUUUCCUAUAACAACGGAGUGGUCGGCUCGGAAAUUUGUGCUUCAGACGAUGAAGCGGUGGCUUCUCUAAACAUUAAACGAGGAAUAAUCUCUUCUCUUCAGGUGUCAACAAUGCAAAACUCCGAUUCGUCAACGACUAUGGAGACUGACAUCCUCGGGACUUGCGGCACUAGUUACACGAUGUCUUCGAAAUCUGGAAAACUGGCGGUAUUGAAGAAGAAAGAUUUCACCAAGUGCACCGAACACGAAUUCGUUACGCUUUCUGUUCUGUCGAAUGUCCGGUCGAAUCAAAAUUUUCUUCAGAGUUCCCCGUUCUCCAAAGCCGAACUCAAGUCGGAAAUCAUAAUCGAUGACCAAACCAUCAUUACGGUCGCCAUCGAUGAGAUCUAUCACUACCAACCACUGAGCUACUCGGAUUCGGUCACAACAGUCACGGUCAACACUAGAAUGGUGUUUAAAAAGAAAUUCCCGGAUACCGCGCAGUCCCAAGUAAAUCAUAAUUUGCCAACCAUUCCUCGAUCAAUAAUUUUCGAAAAACCUACUCCUAAUGCGGGAGCAACCGACGCCGAAUCCUUGGUCACAGCCACUAGGAUGGCCACGGCUAAUAUUGAACCAGUGGUCAGCAUGGGCGGAUCUAAAUCGUUUUAUGACUUAAUAACGCUGUUAAAGGCAGCAGAUAAGAACGAUAUACUCUUAGCGUUUUCCCACAUCAAGAGUGGGGCCGGAAUCGAUAACGCGGAAGUAGCCAAAUCCAUUUUUGUCGACGCUUUGAUACGUGCCAACAGCGGUAAUUGUAUCGCAGCCGUAGCUACUUUGGUGAAAAACAAAGAAAUUAGCAACCUAUUAGCAGCGGCUUGGUUCAUGAACCUGGCUAAUUCCAAAAGCCCUUCGCUGGACUCUCUGGUCGCUGCUUCGGAUUUACUUGACGAACACGUGCCGAAAGAGGCUUAUUUAGGAAUUGGAUUUAUGAUUGGCAAUUACUUGGCAGAUAAACCAACGGAUUACAAAAAACCCGAAAUAGAUAAAGCUCUGGAGAACCUGGCCGCUCCUUUGAAGCAUCUGUACGGAGGUGCAGACGAGGAUAUGGUGAUUGCUAGUUUGAAAGGUAUCGGGAACGUAAAUUACUUGAACGACGAUUUGGCUGAAUUCAUAGCUCAAGUCAUAAUGAAUGACCAUAUUCAACCCAGGAUCCGGGUGGCACUGUUAGACAUGGUCAAGAAGUACGCUCAAAAUCCCAAGAUUCAAGAAGCGUGCAAUAUUGUGUUCGCGGAUAAGUCAGAGGACUCUGAAAUAAGAAUUAAAUCAUUUUUGGUAUAUGCCAUGUAUCCGACGUCGGAAAAGGCUUCAAUCAUAAAGCACGUGCUCAUCAGUAAAGUCACUAGCAAUCAAAUUCGAGCAUAUCUAUACAGCUAUUUGAAUAACCUCCAGUCUACUAAGGAUAUCAAUAAGUUGGAUCAGAAAUCUUUAUACGAAGGAAUCAUCUAUGGAUUGAAGAAAAACGAAUUGAACAAUCCCCUACGUUAUUCGAAAAAUUUCGAUUUUUCUCACGAAUCUCUUUUAUUAAAAAGUGGAUUCGUGGCCGGUGGUGAUGUCAUAUACUCAUACAAAGAAUUUGUCCCUCGCUCUACUUCGAUUACACUGAAAACCACUCUGUUUGGACGCAAUUAUGAUCUAUUUGAGGUAGACUACCGAGCCGAAAACACAGAACAAAUUCUAGAAUCGUUAUUUGGACCCAGAGGGUAUAUAACCAAGAACAAGGCGUAUUUGUUUAAUGAUGCGGCAAGUUUUACUCGGAAUGCUAUAGACUAUGCUAAAUAUAGAGCAGCUAAUAGAGAUUUCGAAUCAAAGAGCACUGACAUACCAACUGAAAUAAAUGAAAGUAGAGUCAAUAUAGAUUUGGCAUUGAAAAUAAUGGGAAAUGAUGCUGGUUGGUUUGCGUUCCAUGCACAGGAUAGUCAAGUCACCUAUCAGGAUGUAAUUGACGCCUUAUACCAAACAUUUGACGAUUCUGUUGAUUCAGUAAAAGACGCAGCACACAUUAAAGAUUUAAAUAUUAGAAAAUUUAUUCCAUUGAUAGACAACAGAAGGUCAUAUGCUACAAUGACUGGAUUUUCAAUUAAUUUAGAAAUUCAAGCGAGUUCGGCAAUCAAACUGAGUAUGAAUAAAGAGUUUGAUAUAGAAAACUACCUAAGUAAUCCACAGAAUGCGAAUCUUGCUUUUAAAUUUAUGCCAAGUGGAUCAGUGGACUUAUUAUCAAAGUUAACUGUUGAUGGUUACAUCGUUGAGGUUGGUAAUAAAAUUAUGGCAUCAGCGCAUACUUCUACCGGAUCCAGUUUUUAUGUUAAAUCGGUCAAAGGACGUGGCUUUGAAAUGAGUAUCGGUCUUCCUUUAAAAGAGAUGGACUUACUAUCAGUCAAUUCAGAAGCCUUUGCUAUACUACAGGAACAAAAUAGCUUACCCAAGAAUACACUUAUUACAACCGAUACUGAGCGAAAUACCUAUAGUAGAAGCAUAGAUGAGUUUGCAGAUUUGACAGGAUUAUCACUAGAUUUUAGUUACAGUUUUCCCCGGAACGAAAAUUACAAACUAUAUACACCAUAUGACGGCCCAGCUGAAAUAUCAAUAAAAAUAAAAAAAUUCGAUGAAAGCAUGAUGAACUACGUCUUAAGAGGUUCUUAUAGUGACAUAUCGUCGAGUAAAAAAUCCAUUAAACUAUUUUUUACUACCCCAAAAUCGGAAGUUGAUCGCGAUGUACUGUUAACACUUCUCUAUGACAUUCAGACAAACGCAAUGUUUGCAGCUCAGCUCAUGACUUCGUCAAAAAAAAUUAGCUUAGGGGUACAGUUGACAAACAGUGACAGUCAGAAGUCGAUUGAGCUAAAAUAUUCAGGAGAUUCUCAACAUACGAUCACUCUAGGCGUUAAAGGUGUAAAAGACGGUGAUACUAAAACGAGAUACUUCCCACUUUUAAAAGCCGAAUACGUCGACAGCGGGAAUACGGAACCUCAAAUGUAUUUGCCCAACAUGACUAUCGAAGGAGACUUGCUCGUAGAAGAAAGUCUUAAUUCCCAACGAAGAGAAUUCACGUUUGAAGACAUGGCCAUUGUCACUCCAGUAGGUAGACGUUCAAUACAAGGUUCAAUAAUUGUCGACGAAAAUAAGUUUGGCACAGACAUGCAUGUGUCCACUGGUACCUAUAAUAUAUCAACACAGGCCAUGAUCUAUGUUGAUCAUCCCGUUUAUGAACUUAAAUUCAAUUUAGAUGUGGUUCAAAAAUCACAGUCAAGCUCUCAAUUGCGAAGUUAUAAUCCAUCCCCUCUAGUGUUCUUAUCGAAUUCGAUAAAAAAAAUAAAAAUAAAUUCCUUUCAAUCACUGAGGUUGGACGAACCGUACGCGUUCAAGAGCAACAACUAUAUCGAAAUAAAUGACGAUUCCAGCGAAUUGAACGCCAAUAUUUUAAUCAAAGACGAGCAGCUCAGCAUGGAUGGAAAUAUACAAUCUACCAAUUUGCUCGACUAUCAAGUAGACGGACAGAUGAAAGUAGUGCCGAGAAGCUUAAAUUCAGGAAUUAUCCUGGAAGGGUCUUUGUCUCAUGUAAAUAACAAUGAUGCUACGGAUAAUGGUCGCGGUAAGAUAUCAUUUGUUGAAAGUCCUGAUAAAAGGCAUGGACUUUUUGAACUCGAUUCACAAUGUCCAAACCUCGCUGGAGUGUUUAACAUUCUCUCGGAAUACAAAAUAACAGACGACAGUCUUAAUCUUAAAUCUAGAGUACAUGUUCGCGACGACACAAAAUUCAAUGCAGAACUGGACCUUCAACUGCGGAGCAUUAAAGUGGACAUAUCUUACAAUGCACCGGGUAGUGAAACUGCGGUGUUAGUACGUGGUUUGUCUAAAACACCCAAUUCUGUGGAAUUUGAAACAAAAAUAAUCUGGCCCGCUCCCGAAGAUAUAAAUUACUUUGUGUCGAACGGAGCCAUAAAAAUAAAUGGACUCGACUGUGAAAUCAGCGGUUAUCUGGAUUAUCCACUUGCAGACCUGAGAAGAAUAACAUUCAACUUGCGAAGUAUACCCAACGCUGGUUCUAGUACCGAUGGAGAGGUUAAUUUCGAGUGUAUUUCUAACGACAUACUAAUACUUUCUGGAAUAUUCAACUAUAAACUUGCUAAUGAAAAUGGGCAAGUGCACAUAAGAGGUGAUGGUUUGAUUACCGAUUCCUUAGAUAACAGUUUAGCCGCAGAUUUUGGAGUAGAUAUUGUAAACUAUAUAGAUAAAAUGAACAAUCAAGGAACAGAGAUGUCUUACUUCUUUAUUGUACCCAACAAAAAUAAAAGUGACAUGCGAUCCUAUCGACGACAAUUGCGAGUUACUAAACGAGAGUUUAGCUACGAACAAUUGUAUCAAAUAGGCAACCAAAAUGAAAUCAUUACAAUUGAUUUCGAAUACGAUUUCGAAGAUUUGUUGAACAUGUCUUAUAAGUUAACAGCGAAAAUCGAUACUCCUAGUAUAUUCCAUACGCUCCUCGAUGACAAACACAAUAAAGCAGAUUUGCUUUCAACUAUGACGAUCAACAAAAGCUUGUUUGAAAAACAAUGUUUGGUUAAGGUUUAUUCCAUUGACGGUAAUGAUUUGGUGUAUGAAUUGAAACUCAGAAUGGACUCGACAAAAGCAGGUUUAAAAUUGAUGAGAGGCCAAAGGAGUAUUGUGGCCGCUGUACAAUAUGAUCUGAAACCUACAGAUGGUGGAUAUACGGGUUCGAUAUCGGCAAUACUGUGGCUAGAUCGUAUUAGGUUGCCAAAUUCUAAGUCUAGUUUAUCUAUGGAUGGACAAUAUUCGAUGGAAAGAGGAUUGUCCGGAAGUGGAACGUUGCGUUUUACUAGUCCGGCCAUUGGUCCAAAAGAUAUGUCAAUAAACACUUCUUUUGACGUUCUGAAAAACUGGGAAAAAUUAUUUGACAUAUUGUUAGACCUAAAUAUUUUCCCCACAGUAGAACAAAGAGUAACAGUGACUUCAAGUCUGGUGCGUACACCGGAAGACGGCGGAGUUAGAUACACUGCCUUACUAACAGCCCAAAGCCCCGGAAUGAAAAUGGACUAUGGUUUUAAAGAAAGUAUAUUAAUUACACCUAAGAAAUGGGGAAAUUACAUAGAAAGUUACUUCAUCGACUACAAUAACGAAAAAAGACCCAUUCGCAUAGUGUUUGAGAUCACACCAGGAACUUUUAACAAUGAAAUAAACAUUCUUGAUAUUGCUAGGCUUAGUGCAAAAACAUUGUUCGACAUUAAAGAUGGUGUUUUACGAGCAAAGUCUACUAUAAAUUAUAACGAACACUUGUACAAACUCGGCUUGGAAUUUACCACUACUCCUGACAUCACUUUAACACUGGAAUGGAAUGAUAGAGCGGGAAAUCUCGAAAGACUGGUGGUAAUAGCUUCCGCUACUUUAGACGAUUCGGCUGUUGUUAGUGGUACUCUGUAUAAGGCCAAUAGCAAUGAGCCAACGUCCGUGGGUUAUAUAAAGAAAUCACUAUCACAAGAUAAUUGGCUAGAAACUGAAAAUGGAUUGGACAGUCAACAAGUCGCAUACAUAAUGAAAGCGUUGAAAACAGAUUGCUUUGGGCGGGUUGUCGAUAUGCGCAAUAACUUGAAAAGUAUAGAAAAAUUACUCAACAAUCAGUUUGAAUAUCAGAUGUCUGAUAAUAGAAAUCUUGAUCUCCAGUUUCAACAAGUGGACAAAUAUAUCAAUGAUCAAUACAGUUUGAUAAAUGGAGAAAUAAGCGAAGACGUGUAUUUAAAUUCGUUGCCUACUUUAUGCAAGAAUUUGGCUCGUGCUUUGCUCUUCGAUCUGGUUGACCUCAUCAAAUUCAGUAAUAUUAUCGAAAUACUAAGCGAACAACUGGAAAAACUGGAAGACUACUUACAUCAAGCGUACGACGAAGCCUUUAUUAGUUUAGGGAAAUUAGGUCCUAAAUUGAGGGACAUAUACAAUACGAAGAUUGACGAAUUGAAAAAUUGUAUUAACGCUAUAAUUUCUGAAAUUCAUCAUCUAAUUGAUACACCAGGCGAAUCGUUGUCAUCCGUAAGAGACUACGUCUACGAUCUUGUAAGUGAUACUGAAGACAGCAUUAAAACGAUCCGCAAUGCUUUGGAAAAAUUAAAACAAAUGGUGGAGGAUUACAUUAAACAGUUGCCAUCGUAUGCUGUAAUCCGUGACCAUAUUGAAUUGCUCAAAUCGUAUCCGUUGAAAGAGAAUGUUUGGAAUUGGCUACACAAUUACUUGCUCCGACUCAGAGCUUCGGCUACCUCCAAAGACGUGGCCGAUCUAAUUACUGCAGUUGACAGUUAUUUAGAUAAGAUAUUCCACUCGGGACUAGACAAUACCGAAACAGACGUAGAUAUGAUCAAAGACAAGAGUCAUGCCGUCAUGAGAGAGAUAGUCAACAAUUACCAAAAAUACUUAACUUAUGACAGAGCAAUGGCUGUUACCGAUAUUUUAAGAAAUAUCGAAAACUGUAUAAAAAAAACGUCGCGUUAUAUUGGAUCGAAUUCCGCUGAAUUGCCAGGCAUCUUGUAUGUAUGGUUCGACUUCACAAAAUUCUUGGAAUCUUACAACAAUUUGAUUAAUCCAAUUUACUUGAUACCGCCGUUCUUAGCUAAAGCUUCGAUUAUCGACUCUAACAACGUGGUCACCAUAAACGGCGUUCCAUACAGUUUCAUACCGAACUCCGGUUCUUAUGUACUCGCCAAAGAUUUCAAAGACUUAAAUUUCUCUAUAGUCGGUAAUUACGAAAACAGUGAACUUUUGUCGGUCACUGUGUCUAUUGAUAACAGCCAGACAUUGGUUUUACUUGCCGGAGGACAAAUAACCGUGAACGACGAAGUCGUCGACUUCCCGUCGAUGGACAAUGAAGUUCGGACUUUUAAGGAUUUUGACACUUUCGGCGUUAAACUGUCGGCCGGUGUAGACAUUACUUGUGUCCUAGAUCUGAGUGUCGUUCUGGUGUCUAUCAACGGUUACUACCAUAAUCAUGUCCGCGGUAUUUUAGGUUCCAUUAAUCAAGAACCGACAUUGGACUAUACUAUGACUAAUGGCCAGGUUGCCAGAGACUUGGAAAUGUUUGUGUCAGAGUACCAAAUACAGGGCAAGGACUCUCCUGAAGCUGUCGAAACAAAUUACGAAGACCAACUCCCGUGUCCAAGUCUGUUUUCCGGGUCAUCCUCUUUAAGACCCGCUUUCUGGAGUGUAUCGUCGAUUGCGUAUCGGGCGACUUGUAACCAAUUGGUAUCUGUCGUUGAAUCUCCACAGGACAAAAUGAAAAUGGCUUGUUUAGUAGCCAAAGCUUAUAUAAUGUUAGCCAGAGAUAACUAUCAACCAGUUUCUAUACCCCAGAUAUGCCAGACAAGUAAACUCAACAAAAGGACAUUGGAUUCCAAUAAUCAGAUCGAAAUAGAUGGACCUUUCAACAGCGUGGACGUCAUUGUCUUGUUCGAAAAGGUUAUAGAAAAUCAAGAAAUAUUUUUACAAUUUUUGAUCCCCUUAAUACAACGUCUUAAGCAAGAUUUCAAAAGCAAAGGAAUUACGGACAUGAGAUUUGUGGGCAUUGGAUUUUCUGACUACCUUUUAAAUCCUGAUAUGACAGUUUAUAUGUCAGGCGACGAAUACAACAGAGACUUCAGUUAUGUGACAUUCGAUUGGUCUGAUUGUUUGUACAAUCAACAACUAGAUAAAGACAAACAAGAAAUAACCCGUGAAAUUGUGCACUUUAUUCAAAACGCCUUAGGCCGAAACUCAAUGGAAAAUGCAUUUAAGUAUGCGGUAAACUAUCCAAUUCGCCCUACUGCUAAUAAAAUUAUUUUAGCUGCUAUGCAAUCUCUUCACUUCAAUAACGUUUUGAAUACUUUGGACCUAUCAUUGUAUUCGACCAAAUUGAUGACGUUGGAUUUAGUAGAACAGGGUACCAAAGCUUAUUGGAUUGGACCAAUGUACAUACAAGAUGCUAACAACGAAGGCAUAUUUGGAUUAAGCGGCGAUACAGUUUACAGCACGAGUGUCCCGACAGGCCAGCAAACGAAAACCCCCAUUUCUUACAAAAAAUCUUUGGAAACAGGAGUUGCGUCAACGACGGGAGGAGCCAUGUUUGAUUCAGAAGCAUUCCGUAACGCUUCAGCAGAAAAAAGAGACAUAAUUAUGCGUUCCCUAUCGAAAGUCAUAGUAGAUAAGGCAUCGAUAGAUUCUAAAACACGAAAAACCUGCACCAACGCCUUGUACAACGGAAUGACAUCAUAUCCAAAAUGCACUGUCCUUAACUAAAGUAUCGCUAAAUUUGACUAGAUUUCUAUAAAGGUACCACUGUGAACUUUGAAAAUCAACUAAUACCACUUAAAAAAGUACAUAUACUAUUAGUGUUGAAAUGGCCACACUAUAAACUAUAGAAAUUAUUGUUUAAAGCUUAAUAAUAAAAUAAUGCAUUGAAACGCAGUACAAAUGUUUUUUGU